AUGACAGAUAAAGUAAGGCAGGUGUUCCUUGACAAGCACAAUGAAUACCGAUCGCUUGUUGCCAAAGGAGAAGCUAAAGACGCCUUCGGCGGAAAUGCCCCCAAAGCCACAAAAAUGUCUAUGCUGACCUACGAUUGCGGUAUUGAGUCGAAAGCACUGAAAUGGAUAAAAAAGUGUGUCUACGAAUCAUCGCAUUUGGAUAAUUCAUCGAAUCUGGGAGAAAAUUUAUAUAUGCUAUAUGAUCCCCAUGUGGAUAAGGCGGAGGCUGCCAAUGUGAGCUCUUCAGCUUGGUUUAGCUCACUGCAAAUUGUUGGUGUUGGCCAGGCAAAUGUUUUCACUAGAGACGUUCUCUACCGAGGUGCUGGUUAUUACACGCAGAUGGUGUGGCAAAAGACUAGCAAGCUUGGAUGCGCAGUGGUAUCGUGUAACAGCAUGACUUUAAUAGGCUGCCUGUACAACCCGAGGUAA
Molecule: messenger RNA, 468 nt
Organism: Haemonchus placei
Lineage: Eukaryota; Metazoa; Nematoda; Chromadorea; Rhabditida; Trichostrongylidae
Source: the annotation of a GenBank genome assembly